UUAGAUUUCGAGUAUAGACUUCACUAAUGUGUUUUCUCCAAAUGUAAAGCAUAGUUUGAUUCGAGCUUUGCUUGAUAUUAUGACCAUGUAUGAUUUUGGGCUUGAGCAGUUGGAUGUGAAGACAACAUUCUUACAUGGGGAACUUAAGGAGGACAUCUACAUGCAGUAGCCUAAGGGUUUUAUAGUUUCAGGAAAGAAAGACUAAGUGUGUUUGUUGAAAAAGUCUCUCUCUAUGGCUUAAAAAAGUCACCUAGACAGCAGUAUAAGAGUUUGUUCACAUUCAUAUUUAUCAUAUGCAGUUAGUGUAGUUAGUAGAUACAUGACAAAUCCUGGUAAAGAACAUUGGAAAGUAGUUCACUGGAUGUUCAGAUACUUGUGUGGCUUUACUGAUGUUUGUUUGCAUUUUGGGAGAGUUAGAGAUGGAGCUGUUGGGUAUGUCGAUUCUGAUUUUGCAAGUGACCUUGAUAAAAGAUCUCUUAUAAGCUUGCCAAAAGGCGAAUGCAAUAUUCUGUGAACUGGUUGGACGGUUAGUACCACCCAUCAAGCAAAUCCAAGAAACAAAAACAAUGCAUUCUCAGACUCUUCAAUUGCUUAACCACCUAUGUACUAAAGUUGAAGAUUUGGAAGUACCAAGAGCAAAGGAAAUAUUCAGCCAAUCAUUCAUUAAUGGGGCAAAAUAUGGAAUUCCCGAAAUUCUGGAAAACAUUCUAAAGUUAUAUCCUUCUGCACUUCAGUAUCUGGAUGAGGAAGUAUUCAAAUUGGCAAUAUUAAAUCGUUAUGAAAAGAUUUUCAACCUCAUCUGCGAAAUCGGUAUGCAUAGACAAUUUAUAAUACGAAUCAGAGGUGAUUCAAAUAACAAUAUCUUGCAUUUGGCUGGAAAAUUGGCCCCUCCACACCGGCUCAGUCUCGUUUCUGGUGCAGCUCUACAAAUGCAACGUGAGUUACAUUGGUUUCAGGAAAUCGAAAAAUAUGCACCGGAAGCCUUCAGGGAAUUUGAGAACGAUGAACAAGAGACACCAAAAAUGGUAUUUAUAAAGGAACAUAAAGAGUUGAUAAAAGAAGGAGAGAAAUGGAUGAAAGGCACAGCAAAAUCUUACACAUUGGCAGCAGCGCUUAUUGCUACUGUAGUGUUUGCAGCAGCAAUUUCCAUCCCGGGUGGCAACCAUGAUGAUACUGGCAUACCAAAUUUCUCCGAAGAAUAUACCUUCAAAUUUUUUGCAGUUUCGGAUGCUCUUUCCCUCUUCCUAUCCAUUGCUUCGGUGCUGAUAUUCCUAUCCAUUCUCACGGCACGAUAUGCUGAAGAUGAUUUUCUUUUUGUCCUUCCCAGGAGGUUGAUAUUUGGCCUUGUUACUCUAUUCCUCUCCGUAACAUUCAUGAUGAUAGCCUACAGUAGCGCAAUCUAUCUUCACUUUGGUGAAAAGAAGGCUUGGAUUCUUAUUACCUUGGCUGCAUUAACCUGUUUGCCAGUGACCUUGUACGGAAUUUGGCAGUUUCCCCUCCUUGUGAAAUUGAUUUAUUCCACAUACGGCCCAGGCAUUUUUGGCAAACAUAGUAAUCGUCUGAUCCGAGAGAUCGACAAUCAUGGUGAGAGUAUUCGACACAAUUAUGUACUUUGGGAUUUGCAUCAAAUUCAUGACUGAAUGUAUUGCCUUCACUCUCUCUCUCUGCUCCUGCGGACAUUUUCUCCUAGAUAUUUCAUUGUAAUUCCAACUUCUGUCAACUAUGAUGAACAGGCUUAAAGCAAACUUUUUAAA
Vitis vinifera (wine grape) is the source of this 1754-nucleotide messenger RNA. RefSeq lists its product as uncharacterized. The record is from RefSeq and is a predicted model, not a curated record. The coding region runs from base 567 to 1640 and encodes 357 amino acids. The transcript is spliced from 4 exons. Lineage: Eukaryota; Viridiplantae; Streptophyta; Magnoliopsida; Vitales; Vitaceae.